Messenger RNA from Serendipita indica DSM 11827, 4071 nucleotides. The record is from the annotation of a GenBank genome assembly. Lineage: Eukaryota; Fungi; Basidiomycota; Agaricomycetes; Sebacinales; Serendipitaceae.
AUGAAGGAGACGGUGCUGCAUACGCACCCAAAAGUAAUCAAGCAAUUACAGUUCAGCCUCCUGUCCGCGCAGGAUAUCGUCAAACUCGGAGAAUUCGAGGUCACACAUCGUGAUUUGUAUACUCCAGCAGACAGACUUCCCUCACAGAAUGGGGUCCUCGAUCGACGUUUGGGCACCACAGAGAAAAGUGCCAACUGUGAAACUUGUGGACUCAACACCGUUGACUGCGUGGGUCACUUUGCGUACAUGAAGCUUGCUUUGCCCGUCUUUCAUAUUGGAUAUUUCCGCCAUAUCUUAACGAUUCUUCAAUGCAUAUGCAAAACAUGCGCUCGAGUCAUGCUGACCGAGUCUGCUCGUCGAGCGUUUCUGCGCAGAUUUCGGCGCCCUACCUUGGAGAAUCUCGCAAGACAGAGUCUUUGCAAACAGGUUCUUGCAAUUUCGCGCAAAGUAAACACUUGCCAGCAUUGUGGGGCCAUCAACGGAACUGUCAAAAAGGCGGCGGCUCUCAAGAUCGUUCAUGAACGAUUUCGGCAGAAAAAGCUUACAGAGGAAGCUGAGAAAUGGAGGCAGUCCUUUUCAAAUGCCAUCAAGGUUCAGAACGAUCUGGAUCGCGCUCUCAGUAUAAAGGGUGCCGAAGAACUUAAUCCACUCAAAGUGCUGGAUCUUUUCAAGCGAAUGACAGCAGAAGACUGCGAGCUAGUCGGGAUGAAACCCUCCCAUAGUCGACCAGAACACUAUCUCUGGCAAUAUAUUGCGGUUCCUCCCGUUGCAAUCCGUCCUUCUGUUAACCAAGAUGGGGCAAGUAAUGAGGAUGAUCUCACCACGAAACUAUCAGAAAUCGCAUUUGGCAACUCCUUGAUCAAACAAAGUCUCAAUAAAAGUACAAAUACAUCGAAACUCAUGGAAUUGUGGGAAUUUCUCCAACACUCGGUAGCCCUCUAUAUCAAUAGUGAUGCGCCCGGUAUUCAACAAUCGGACUCUAAACCUCUACGAGGGUUCUGUCAGCGAUUAAAAGGGAAACAAGGUCGUUUCCGUGGAAAUCUCUCUGGAAAGCGGGUUGACUUUUCCGGGAGGACGGUAAUCUCUCCAGACCCCAACCUUCGUAUUGACGAAGUAGCGAUUCCGGAGAAAGUGGCUCGGAUUCUCACUUAUCCUGCAAAAGUUACUGUCCAUAAUCUCGAGCAACUCCGCCAGGCUGUCCUCAGGGGCCCAGAUAAACCAGGAGGAGCAAACUUUGUACAAUCCGGGACCAGUGGCUUCAAAAAAUUUUUGAAAUACGCCGACCCGUUGGAUGUCGCCAAGAAGCUUCGAAUCGGCGACAUUGUUGAGCGCCACCUGAUCGAUGGCGACAUCGUGCUUUUCAAUCGCCAACCAAGUUUGCAUAGGCUUUCGAUCAUGUGCCAUCGAGCAAAAAUUCGACCGUGGCGUACAUUUAGGCUUAACGAAUGCGUAUGUGGCCCCUAUAAUGCGGAUUUUGAUGGAGACGAGAUGAAUUUGCAUGUACCGCAGACGGAAGAAGCUAGGACAGAAGCAUUGCAACUUAUGAGCGUCAAACUCAAUCUCGUUACUCCGAAGAAUGGAGAGCCAGUCAUUGCUGCGACGCAAGAUUUCAUUACAGCGGCAUUCCUGCUUUCGGGAAAGGACAGGUUUUAUGACCGUCGCCAAUUCACUCAGAUCUGUUCCUAUAUGGCAGACGCUCAAUCUCAUAUUGAUAUACCGCCCCCAACUAUUUGGAAGCCAAAGCAACUCUGGACAGGAAAGCAGGUUUUUGGCGUUCUGAUGCGUCCGUCGCGAAAAUCUCGGUCCUUUGUCAACCUAGAGACUCGGUGUCAAACGUAUCAAGCUCCUAAGGCAGAUCGGCUCCAUGGUUUUACGCCCCUCCCCGAUCUCUCGCCAAAUGACGGUUGGCUUGUCAUAGUCAAUUCCCAAGUGAUGUGUGGGGUUAUGGACAAAGCAACUGUUGGAAGUGGGAAAAAGAAAUCUAUAUUCGGAGUUCUUCUACGCGACUAUGGUCCUGACGAAGCUGCAAACGCCAUGAAUCGCCUUGCCAAACUUUGUGCUCGAUGGCUCACUAAUGUCGGAAUGUCACUGGGUAUCAAUGAUGUGAUACCUGGCUCAGAUCUUAGAACACAGAAAGAAGGGAAGGUCGAGGCUGCAUAUCAAGAUUGCCAGGAGCUGAUAGCGAAGGCAAAGCUAGGCAAGCUGGACAAUAAGCCCGGAUGUAAUCAAGAGCAGACUUUGGAAGCGAUGAUCUCUGACGUUCUAUCGAAAGUCAGAGGCGACGUUGGAAGCAUUUGUAUGCAAGAGCUGAGUCGACACAAUGCCCCGCUUAUCAUGGCUACAUGCGGGUCCAAAGGCUCGACAGUCAAUGUCUCCCAGAUGGUUGCUUGCGUUGGCCAACAAAUCAUAGCGGGGCACCGUGUUCCUGAUGGGUUUCAAGACAGAUCACUCCCACAUUUUCACAAAAGGUCAAAAGAUCCCCCGUCGAAAGGCUUCGUGCGAAAUAGCUUCUUCUCUGGCCUCAGCCCGACUGAGUUUGUCUUCCAUGCGAUCUCGGGCCGUGAGGGACUGGUGGACACUGCAGUCAAAACCGCAGAAACAGGCUAUAUGCAGCGUCGUCUUAUGAAGGCAAAAGACCUCACGACCCAUUAUGAUUUCUCUGUUCGCAACUCUCACGGUGGAAUUGUGCAAUUCAUGUAUGGCGACGACGGACUCGAUCCCGCGUCAUUGGAGGGCGAAGCGCAACCGCUUGAUCUCAACCGAAGCUGGAUGCAUGCAGAAGCCGUUUCGGGUCGUCACGGACGCUCCCUCUCACCAGCGGAAAUUAUCAACCUCACUGACGAGUUCGUGAAAGGGGACGAUUUUGCCAAGCAAUGCUCAGUGGUGUACGCACGAGCGGUGACAAACUUUAUUAGAGGCAUCUGUUCUCGUAUGGAGGCGAUAGGAAGACGUCAUAAUUUGCCCAAAACUCCGCAGGAUCAUACCGUUCUCAGCGAGUCGGUUCUCGUGUAUCAUGGUGACUACAUAGCCGCGGAGAACAAGUGCAAGGUUACCAAGCAGCACCUCGAGACAUUCUUGCAGAUCUGUAAGGACCGUUACUCUAGGGCGAAGGUGGAACCAGGGGCUGUCGGAGCGCAAUCUAUAGGCGAGCCAGGAACCCAGAUGACUUUGAAAACUUUCCACUUUGCCGGUGUAGCAUCUAUGAAUGUGACACUUGGUGUUCCACGAAUCAAGGAAAUCAUCAAUGCGUCCAAGACAAUCAACACUCCGAUCAUUACCACCAAGCUCGUAGCCAGUGAUAGUGAACGGGCAGCCCGCAUAGUGAAAGGAAGACUAGAGAAGACGUACCUCGGUGAUAUUGCCGCUGUCAUCGAAGAAGCUUGGUCCUCUGAGGGAGUUUACUUGGGGAUACACCUUGACUAUGAAGCUAUUCAAAAACUUCAGCUUGAGCUCACUCUCGAUGAUGAUAUUAUGAUCCAGCGAUCUAAACAGCGCCUCCGGAUCGAGAUAAGAGGGCCAGCAGAGGACAAAUUUUACGUACUCAAGAACCUUAAGCGCGUUCUACCAUCAGUUAUUGUCAAGGGUAUUCCGAGCGUCCAACGCGCCAUCAUCAAUAUCAAAGAGAAGGACGAUUCCAGAGGGAGAAAAGGAGAGAAAGAGCUCAUAGUUGAAGGGAAUGGGCUUCAGCAAGUUAUGACUACUCCAGGGAUAAUUGGAGAACACACAAUCUCCAACCAUAUCAUCGAGGUCGAGAAGGUCUUGGGCAUAGAAGCAGCGAGGCGCACAAUCAUCAACGAGAUCGAGUAUACCAUGUCUCAGCAUGGCAUGUACAUCGACCCUCGUCAUAUCAUGCUUCUAGGGGAUGUCAUGACAUACAAGGGUCAAGUUCUGGGAAUUACCAGGUUUGGUGUAUCCAAGAUGAAGGACAGUGUGUUAAUGCUCGCGUCUUUUGAAAAGACGACGGACCACCUAUUCGAUGCAUCUGCCUUUGGCAAAAAUGAUUCGGUUUUGGGCGUUUCCGAAAGCAUCAUUCUUGGUAACCCCGCGGCUAGCUGUGGAACCUCGAUAUAG